This is a messenger RNA of Mycena indigotica, 1713 nucleotides long. RefSeq names its product WD40 repeat-like protein. The transcript has a single exon. The record is from RefSeq and is a predicted model, not a curated record. Bases 1 to 1713 code for a protein of 570 amino acids. Lineage: Eukaryota; Fungi; Basidiomycota; Agaricomycetes; Agaricales; Mycenaceae.
AUGACUUUCCCUCGAACCCCGUUCAUAGACAGACUAAACAGCUUCUACUGCCCCAACGACGACGAGCUAUCCACACUACAGACUCUUCUUCCCGGGCCUCGCGCUCAAUUACUCCAAAUCGAGGGGGAGAUCGCACAUACGACGAAAAUACUGGAUGAUUUGAAGGAGCGGCGAUAUGCUCUCCGUCGCUACAUAUUCUCGCACGAGUCGCUCCUCGCGCCAAUCAGACGGCUCCCUCCGUAUCUUCUCCAAGAAAUCUUCCUCACUUGUCUACCAACCGAACACAAUGCUGUUUUUGACGCGGCUGCGGCGCCACUGCUGUUUGGGAGAGUUUGUCGAUAUUGGCGACGGCUGUCCCAGGACACACCGCUUCUAUGGAGUCGCUUUCUUGUCAGCGGCGACUCUAACUCGCUGUACUAUCCUCGCUAUGACACACUACGGUCUACUGCCCCGCCGUUCUCCGCGCAGCUCAACCGGUGGCUGGGUUUUAGCCGUGAGAGUCCGAUCCACAUCUCGUAUAUCCAACAGGAUGUUGUGGUGGGCAGACAGGAAGAAGACACUCCCCUCUUUGCCGGUCGCAAGCCUGAUUUCAACUCAACCAUGUUGCCAGUUCUCCUCGAUGUGCGCAGCCGCAUCCAAAGCCUCGAUGCCUGGAAUUGCAACGUGACGUUCUUCCACUCCUUGCUAUCGCAAAUACCGGACGAGAUGCCGCUCUUGAAGCAUGUCCGCUUCAUUUGCGAUACCUACGGACCGCAGCCUCUAUUUGAAAAUGCUACACUCCUCCGCCAUCCCAAUCUAGAAACGGUCUCUCUGGUUGGACCCAGUGGGAGCCCACUGAUGAUUCCACUUCCCUGGAAUAAUUUGUCCGAGCUUCAGCUUCUUUGUCAUCCUCUCAACGACGAUACACUUGAAGGAGGAGUGAACCUCAAUGACGUUCAUCAGAUCCUCCAUUGGUGUCCACAGUUGAUUCGCUGCAAUAUUGCCGUCACUCGCCUGGGCUUGUUAACACACUCUAGUCCGGUGACGCUUUUGUCUUUGAAGGAGCUUUUCCUGUGUUCUAUGAGAUACUACCAACCGUCAUCUACCCCCACAAUAUUCGAAAUCGAACCCCUCCUGCAUCUUCUCAUCAUGCCUAAACUGCAAGCAUUUGGAGCAGGCGUGAGCAUCAUUCACAAGCUUUCCCCGCAAUAUCUGGCCGCACCUGGCGAACAAGUUGCGGAAUUCGACGUUGACUCGAUUUCGAUCACCACGAUACUCGGCGUUCUGCGAGAGCUGCCGCAAACGACGACGUUGAGGCUAAUCGGCCGGGAAGGCGAAAGUUAUGGUGGCUGGGGUCGGCGCUGGCCAUUAGACGGGACGUUCUUCGAGGCCGUCGAGCGCGAGAAUCUAGGUUCUCUCUUGCGGCACUUAUAUCUGGAGCUGAUGCCGAUGUCAUCCGAUCUGGCAGCCAGCAGGCUGGUCCCGUUCCUGUACUCAUGCCCAUCCACACUCCAAACCAUAACUCUGCGUGUCCCGACAGCCGAUCCAGACACACCUCUCCCUAUCAGAGACGAGCUACAAGAGCUCGAGAAUAGGGGCAUCACAGUGCAUCUGCGCUAUGCACUACCACAGGCGUCGCAGGCCAGAAUGUUCAGUCAUGAUUGGUACGACGACUUUGGUGACAGACACUCGGAAGAAGAUAUAGAUCUCGCAUAUCAACUUGAAGACGAUUAG